Molecule: messenger RNA, 366 nt
Organism: Rodentolepis nana
Lineage: Eukaryota; Metazoa; Platyhelminthes; Cestoda; Cyclophyllidea; Hymenolepididae
Source: the annotation of a GenBank genome assembly
CUCGUAAAGUCUCCAUCAUCUAAUUCCAAUUGUUUCAUCGUAUUUUCCACUUCCUCCAAUUGUCGAAGAAGGCAGUUGAGAUCAUUUUCAGCGGUUUCUUCUUUGCAACUAAGAGUAUUAAAGGAGGCCCGUAUGCUUUGUGUGAGAGUUGAGGCUCUCUUUCGCCCAUCAUUAAGCUCAUUCUCGAAGAGUGGAGGCGGAGGCGGGGGUGGUGGAGUCGAAGUAACUUGCUUUGAUGACAUGGUGGGAAAGUCGCGACGGGGUGGUAGAGCUGGUGGAGGCGGACUGUCCAGCAUUUGUGCUACUCGCCAGGGUGAUGAGGAAGGGGUCACCGGAGUACGGGAGAUAGGAUGUGAACCCGAAUAG